GGCUGCAAGGCCCACGCUGUUCGCGGCUGCAAGGUCCCGUCUCCUAGAGCUUGUAGAUCCGCCGGCGCAAGCGCAGGACAUCGCGUUUGCUUCGCUCGACUUGUAACCCUAGUCCCAUUGCCGCACGGCGCACCCCCUCCCCUCCGUCUCGCGCCGCCUCCCUUUGCAUCGCCUGCCCGAGCUCCUUCGGCUGCACCCCUCCCCUCCGUCUCGCCGCCGCCUUCCUGCCCGCGGGCAGGCUCCUUCCGCUGCCUCCGAGAUCCUUCCGGCUGACGGCGCGGUUGUCAUGGCCCUCCCCCUCAUCAUGGAGCCCGAUCAGCGGUUGAAUCAAGCUCAACAACUAGCAGCAGAAGUUUCCCGAUCAAUUGUCUCUGUCGAGUGGAUGGCUAAGCGUAGAAGUAGAAAUGCAACAUCUGUUCUUUGUGCUGGUUCUGUCCUGCACAAGUCUGCAAACCACACGUACAUUCUAACUUUUUUCCUGAAAAAUCCUAGACACUUCGACUUGCUGGUUCGGUUUCACGAUCAUGAUCAAGGGGAAAUAGCUGCAGUGUCGAUAUCUGGAAUAAGAGUAGUUGGAGAUGCCAAAUUGCCAUUCAUUGUUUUGCGCAUGGAAGGCAUUCGUGAGAGUAGCAUACCUAUUCAGUUUAGAGAUGAGCCCAUGAAGUUCUCAAAUGCUCUUUGUGUGGUUCCGAAGACAAAAUCAAUUUUUCAUAAAAUCCUUGGUUUUAUCCCGACACCAUCUUGUGCAUCAAAUGACAUGACUGGUAAUAUUCCAGAAAUUACAAAUGACCAUUUUAUCUUUGUUUGCGCACCCCAAGAUACAGAAACAAUGAAGUCAGCACCGGUUUUUCAUGAAAAUGGUCAAGUCAAUGGGUUUGUCAUUGAAGACUGCAGUCUACCCUUUGCUCGUGGUGAUAAACCUGGUGACAAAUUCAUUGACAGGGAAGCCAAAAUAUGUGUGAAACCAAGACAUUUAGAAGCAUGGUUGCGGCAAGUAAGUGGUGAUAAUGAUUGGAGGGCAGGCCUAGAGAAAAUGAAAGGGUGAUUUUGGUACAUGAAAUGCAAUACCUCUCAGACGUGUUCUCAUGAUGGUGUAUGAUAAACAAUGCAGCUCCUCUCAGAUGUGCUAGCAGCUGGACUUUUGUUGAGAAAAUUUUAGUACAAGCACUGUACAAGGUUCUGCAUUCAGUCUCUAAAAAGUAUCCAAUUGUACUCUACAUAAGAGAUGUUGAGAAGUUUUUUCACAAGUCCCCAAAAAUGUAUCUUCUGUUUGAAAAAUUACUAAACAAGCUUGAAGGGCCAGUGCUUGUCCUCGGAUCAAGGAUUGUAGAGAUGGACGUUGAUGAGGAGUUGGACGACAGGCUUACUGUUUUAUUCCCGUAUAAUAUUGAAAUCAAGCCACCUGAAAACGAAAAUCACCUUGUAAGUUGGAACUCUCAAUUAGAAGAAGACAUGAAGAUGAUUCAGUUUCAAGAUAACCGGAAUCAUAUUUUGGAAGUCCUUGCAGAAAAUGACCUCGAGUGUGAUGACUUAGGCUCGAUAUGCCUAUCUGAUACAAUAGGCCUUAGUAAGUAUAUAGAGGAGAUUGUGGUAUCUGCAGUUUCAUAUCACUUGAUGAAUAACAGAGAGCCGGAGUACCGAAAUGGAAAAUUAGUUAUAUCUGCAAAGAGCUUGUCUCAUGCAUUGGAAAUUUUUCAAGAGAACAAGAUGAGUGAUAAGGACAGCUUGAAGCUGGAAGUGACUGCUGAUGCCUUGAAGGCUGCUGAAAAAGGAACUGCUCCAACUGCUGCAAAAUCAGAAACAAAACCUGCAACUUUGCUGCCACCAGUACGCCCUCCUGCUGCCGCUUCUGCUGCCCCUGCUGCUGCUGCUGCUGCUGCUGCUCCUGCAGUUGAGAGCAAACCAGCACCAGAGAAGAAGGAUAGUCCACCUCCAGCUGCAAAAGCACCGGAAGUGCCACCAGAUAAUGAGUUUGAAAAGCGUAUUAGACCGGAAGUUAUACCUGCUAAUGAAAUUGGAGUCUCAUUUGAUGAUAUCGGUGCCUUGGAUGAUAUCAAAGAAUCCCUUCAUGAACUUGUCAUGCUGCCUCUUCGACGGCCUGACCUCUUCAAAGGAGGUCUUCUUAAGCCUUGCAGAGGUAUAUUACUUUUCGGCCCUCCGGGAACUGGAAAGACAAUGCUGGCCAAGGCUAUAGCAAAUGAAGCUCAAGCAAGUUUUAUAAAUGUCUCGAUGUCAACUAUCACGUCAAAGUGGUUUGGGGAAGAUGAAAAGAAUGUCCGCGCAUUGUUCACAUUAGCUGCCAAAGUAUCGCCAACUAUCAUUUUUGUUGACGAAGUUGAUAGCAUACUUGGGCAGCGGAACAGAGCUGGGGAGCAUGAAGCAAUGAGGAAGAUCAAGAAUGAGUUCAUGACACACUGGGAUGGACUCUUGUCAAGACCAGAUCAGAGAAUUCUUGUUCUUGCUGCAACUAACCGGCCUUUCGAUCUUGAUGAGGCUAUCAUUCGUAGGUUCGAGAGGAGAAUCAUGGUGGGUCUGCCAUCAAUGGAAAGUCGGGAACUGAUUAUGAGGCGGCUUUUGUCAAAGGAGAAAGUUGAUGAAGGGCUGGACUUUAAGGAGCUAGCAACUAUGACAGAAGGAUAUAGUGGCAGUGAUCUUAAGAAUCUAUGCACCACGGCAGCGUAUCGCCCUGUGAGGGAGCUGAUACAGAAGGAAAGAAAGAAGGAGCUGGAGAAGCUGAAGCGUGAAAAAGGAGGAGCUCCGUCGGAUUCUACAAAGAAGAAAGAAAAGGAGGAGCCAAUCAUUCUAAGGCCACUAAACAUGACAGAUUUGAAGGAAGCAAAGAACCAGGUGGCUGCAAGUUUCGCUGCCGAGGGCGCCAUAAUGGGUGAGCUGAGGCAAUGGAACGAGCUGUACGGCGAAGGCGGUUCCAGAAAGAAGCAGCAAUUGACAUACUUCCUUUGAGCAAUCUGAAUGCCACACGCAGAAUGUAUGGACAUAAUUUGAAAGAGUAGUAGAGUAGAGACACAAAACAGCCGUGACGAAAUAGGCCGAACAUGUAUAACAACAUGAGGAGAAAUGGGGGAGUGUUAGGGGACACAAGAAAUCAGGCCGUAAAAGCCGGUUUCUGUUGUAGAACAAGGAAGGAAGAACAGUUCUAUCUCCACCUUAAAUUCCUGUUUGCUUGUGCUGUUUGUUGUAUUACACCAAAUAAUGUAAUCUGCGGCGCAGAUUGUUCCUCUUUUCUUUCUUUCUUUGUA
Molecule: messenger RNA, 3257 nt
Organism: Setaria italica (foxtail millet)
Lineage: Eukaryota; Viridiplantae; Streptophyta; Magnoliopsida; Poales; Poaceae
Exons: 9
Coding region: 1096-2961 (621 amino acids)
Cellular component (GO): mitochondrial outer membrane
Molecular function (GO): ATP binding; ATP hydrolysis activity
Source: RefSeq, a predicted model, not a curated record